GAAGUUUUCUCUUAUAAACAAUAUGCUGCUAUUGCAGCACGAACAAAAAGAGAUUCCAUUAUAUUUCGUUGAAAAAUGCCACCAAAAAAGAAACUUUCAAAAAAAGAAAAGGCACGCCUUGAAGCCGAACAAGCUGAACUAUUGCGAAUUGAGUUGGAAAAAGAAAAGCUUAAAAAAGUCGAAGAGGAACGCCAACGGAAACAAAUCGAACGUGAACAAGCCGAAAAACGAUUGCAAGUUGAAAUCCUAGAAAACAAGGAACGUCGCCAACAGCUAAAAUCAAGCAUGGCGUAUUUUAAUGACAUCCGUUUGUUAAUUGACACAAUCAAACAAAACGAAAAGGAAAACAACGAAUGGGAUAAGUUCAUGCGAUGCAAUGGUCUACCAAACGCUAACAGUCCAAGUGAUUUGCGAAAAUAUAUUCACAUGUGGAAGGUGGACAUUAAAUGUCGUCACCAGGAAGAACGCAAUUGGUUGUUGAAAACCAACGAACGUACACUUCUCACACAGGAUUCAAAUGUUGCCGAUUUAUCACGGACCAACCUAAGGAGACAACAGGGGAAUUUGGGAGAUUUGUAUGCAGGACGAAUCGAAGAGGUUCUCGGGAUACUAGCGGAAGUUGAUGAUUCUAUUGGUGAUUUAAAGCAGUCAAUAACUACGGUGACCGAUUUGAAUAAAUUGAAAGCGGAAAUAAGGGAUUUUCUGAGGGAUUAUCUAGACGAGUUUACAUAUAAAAUCCUUUCUCAUGUCGAAAGGGAUAUGGAACCUGACAGACCAGGAGUGUCCAAGCACACGUACAUAUCGAAUGUUUUUAAAAGCCAAGUUUGGACAAUAGCUGCUGAUGCUCACGUGUACGUUUUUGAUGAUUUGAUUUCGACUUAUAGUGUUUGUUAUAUAAUUUUGUUUGUUUUUUUUUUUUUAAUUUUUUUUAGGAAUCCAAAAGAUGUUAAAGCAAAGAUCGAUGAAAACCGUCACACUGAAAUCGAGUUUCCAGUCAUUGACAUGCAAAUAACUCUGCCUCCAUCGGUGAAAGUCAAUAACUGUGCUUUUCGAGGCCUCUGGCUAAACUAUGACCACUUUAGUGACUAUUGUCCAACUUUUCGCCUAUUAAGGCAUAGAAAAGAGCACUUAAAUAUUUUACUUCAAUCGAAAAAAGAAUGGAAAAAACGCAAAGAAAUCCUUCAAUCAAUGCUCGAUGAGGCAUCCGAAGAAUUGCCAAUAUCCGAUUUCGAUCCCAAUAGCGUGUCAGACGAACCAACCGCACCUCGUGAAAUUGACAUCGAUAAAAUAUACAAUGAUUACGAGGACGAACAAAAUAAGGCCCGCCGCAAGGACAUGGGGCUAAACGCGUCCGAAUUGGGUGAAUACGAUGUGAACUUACGUAAGUAUCGCAUUAUUGGGGGUGUGUUCGUGGUCGAUUAUUUGGAACAGCCGCAGCAGGAUAAAAGAUUAAACACAACGUCCUUCACUCGAACAAUUAUUUCUCCCAGCAAACUCACAAGGAAACCAUUUCGGCAAUCAUAUAAACCUCCGCCACCACCACUUCCGGGCGUUCGUAGAUUACCAGAAGAAAUUGAAGCAGAAAUGCGAUUAAUUGAGGCAAGUUUGGACAAAUUGGGAUCAGUGACUGUUGAAUUGCCAAAUUCAGUGAUAUGGUUCGAACCACCCAUCGCGUGUCGCUGGGAGACCGCAGAAGAAACAAUUCAAUUUGAGAACGAGGAAAAACUUUCUGUCCCAAUAUCUUCCACGUCUUUGGUCCGUGUGCAAACCAAUGAUGAUACCCUAGUUAAAUCAGGCAAAAAAGGAAAUAAUACCCUUAAGAAAUCCAACAACCGGAAAUAUUCAUACCCGUACAACAAUCUGAAUCUGAAUUUGAACUGCCAACUACCCGAAAGACAUAUCACAGAUUUCAACAUGUAUAACAUACCAAACGGCCUAGAUAUUUACGGUCUUCUCGAAGAUUAUGUUGUUCCUCGUUUGCCAGAGGGUUAUUCCAUUCAAAUGGAAUGUAACACAAACGAUGUCAAACCCAAAGUAACAUAUCUUUUUUUGGCCCGAAAUAUAUGCGAAACAUCAGAAUCCCUCCAAGGCGCACCGAAUAAAAUUCCAAUUCCAAUUACCCAAAGUAUUCUAGACACGGGUUCUCCCAGAGAAUAUUAUCCAAGAUUUAAUUUUAAAAAAUCCGUUCACAUUAUACCACCCAAAGACGAAGAUGUUGGUGAGAAGGGUGUUGAUGAGCAUCGAGACCAUCACAGUGACAAGAACCAAGGAAGUUAUCCUUGCAACGACGUUGAUGAUAUGACUAAAGGAGCAAAACCUUCUGCGUAUAUGUUUUCUCAACUUCUGGAGGAUCUUGAUCGACUGUGUGACGAACAAAUACCUUGCUUUAACAAACCAGACGAGCAACCCAGCUCCAGUGUAUCGUCGUUGACAGGUAGUGAAAUCGGAGAAGGUGUCGUGCUAAUAGGACAACUCACCCCUGAACAGAGUGCAGGAAGAAAACUCUCUGCGUGUAUUUUAACACAAGACUUUCAAGUGACGCCACCCAUGGCGAUGGUUGUGAAAUCAUCAGCAGAAGAAAAUUAUGACGAUGGUAAUCCGGAGGAGAAAACUGAAAGCAGUUCCGAAUAUGAAGAUGAUGAAGACUUAAGCAAACAACUUAUUGGGGAUCCAUCAAAUAAUGGCAAUCAAUAUUGCAAAGAGGAUAUCCCAAGGAAUUCCUUUAUAACAGUCGGAAAAUGGAGCCUUCGAGAUAUACACGACACAAAAUUCAACGAAGACAAACUUGCCAUUCAGUUUCGAGCCGGAUGUCUGGGGACAUUUGGGUUCGCAAUGAAUCGGUACUGCAAUAUGCCAUAUCAAACAUGGGAACUAAAGCCCGAUCAGAAAAUAACAGGAGCAAUCCAAUUCAGUUUUACAGCAUCUAUAAUCAGCAUGGACAUGAGCAUCACAUCCGGUGGUUAUUGUGUGAACUCUUUUCAAGGCGGCACCACAGACACCAUUACCAAGAUGGUUGGCAAAAUCCUGUCACUGGCCGAACUAAAAUCGAUUUUAAUCAAAUGCGCUGUGGACAUAUUCCCCGAUGAGGAUGCAUUCUGCUAUACAGAAGGUUCGUGCGAGAAGAACUUUGUCAUGGAAAUGCAUUUGUAUGCCUGCAUGUCCACUCUGGCCCUUUCACAUAAUUUCGGUUGGUCGAGAUGGAAUUUGCUGGCUGGAAGUCGCACUGCAGUUCUACUGAUGAGAGAAUUGGUUGAAAACAAAAAGGUGCCUAACCAUUCAACACUUCAAGUGACACCACUUCGCACAGCUAUUAUCGAUUGCACUGAAGUGUCAGCGUGUUUUAAUCCUGUGCCAGCCCAAGGGAUGGGUUUCUACGCCGAUUUGUAUCAACUGUCAAAGGUGCAUUUGUUGCCUAGUAGUCGCGAAAAACAGAUUUCUAUGGAUCCGGUCUUAAGGGAUAAUAUUGCACAGAUUCUAAUGGCAAUACGACCCUUGAGUUUUUGCUGAUACCUGCCUUAGUCACUCGUAUGUUGGUACUGGCUUAAUUGGGAAUUGGAAAAU
Eupeodes corollae is the source of this 3561-nucleotide messenger RNA. Its product is annotated as dynein axonemal intermediate chain 7. The coding region runs from base 76 to 3507 and encodes 1143 amino acids. Gene Ontology annotation, molecular function: microtubule binding; beta-tubulin binding. The transcript is spliced from 13 exons. Lineage: Eukaryota; Metazoa; Arthropoda; Insecta; Diptera; Syrphidae. The record is from RefSeq and is a predicted model, not a curated record.